Messenger RNA from Ornithodoros turicata, 708 nucleotides. RefSeq lists its product as uncharacterized. The coding region runs from base 1 to 708 and encodes 235 amino acids. The transcript has a single exon. The record is from RefSeq and is a predicted model, not a curated record. NCBI's taxonomy places the organism in Eukaryota, Metazoa, Arthropoda, Arachnida, Ixodida, Argasidae. Gene Ontology annotation, molecular function: nucleic acid binding.
AUGGAUAUCCAGGACUUUAGCAGCCACGUGAAACUACUACGAGUUAACGCUUGGGCUAGGCGGUUUAUUGACAGAUGCAAGAAGGUAGCCCAAUCGUCCGCACCGUGGAUUACCGCCGAGGAAAUCAAUGCAGCCGAUGAGUACUGGAUAAAGGUUGCUCAACAAGAGAGCUUCCCUCACGAGGUGCAGGAACUGAAACGUGGCUGCGCCAUUCCGAAGGCUUCCAAGAUUGGCAAGUUGCAACCCUACUUGGACAAGUAUGGGAUCAUGAGAUUAAAGGGACGCCUGGAAUUUUCACCAGAAACAGAGACUGUAAAGCACCCAAUAAUUUUAGACAAACGUCAUAGGCUGUCUUACCUGAUCGUUAACAGCGCACAUCGGCGGACCCAGCACGGCGGUGUCCAGGCCACUAUGAACGACGUUCGCGAAAGGUGGUGGGUUACGCAAGCUCGACAACUAACGAAAAGUGUACUCGCAAGGUGCGGUACGUGUCGACGUUUUCGAGCGCAGGCAGCGACGUCUCCGACGGCACCGCUGCCACCGGACCGAGUACAUCAAGGCCACCCCUUCGAAACAGUGGGCAUCGACUUCGCCGGGCCACUGUACGUCUCGAGCAAGAAAAACUCCGACAAAUCGUACGUCGCGUUAUUCACUUGUGCGACGUCAAGGGCAUUGCACUUGGAACUCGGACCUCGGACCUCACCGUAG